Meira miltonrushii is the source of this 1120-nucleotide messenger RNA. Its product is annotated as DnaJ-domain-containing protein. Lineage: Eukaryota; Fungi; Basidiomycota; Exobasidiomycetes; Exobasidiales; Brachybasidiaceae. Gene Ontology annotation, cellular component: cytoplasm; nucleus. Gene Ontology annotation, molecular function: protein-folding chaperone binding; protein folding chaperone. The record is from RefSeq and is a predicted model, not a curated record. The transcript has a single exon. The coding region runs from base 193 to 936 and encodes 247 amino acids.
AAAAGACUUGCAUGGUAUCUUGAUUGAUUGGGGCAGCUGAGCAGUGUUUUUGCGGUGCAGCCUAUGACUACCCUCCACGUUUGACAGGAUGCAAGUUUAAUUCUGUGGAGUUGAAAGCGGUCAUUGAGUGAUUGAUCUUCUUCUUUCUUCCCUACAUCCAAGGUCAAAACUAUAGAGCCAUCUCUAUCAAACAUGGACGGUCCCGUUCCCGAUUAUUAUGCAACCCUUGGCGUAAGCCCGAAAGCAUCAGCCGAUGAUAUCAGACAAGCAUACAAACGUGAAUCACUUAGAGCACAUCCAGAUCGAUUCCCAAACGCAUCUGAUGCCGAAAGACAAAGGUAUACUGCACGCUUUCAAUCUUUAGCCGAUGCUUAUUAUGUUCUGUCAGAUUCAACAAGGAGAGCAGAAUAUGAUGGAUUACGUAGAGCACAUGGAGUAGGAUCAUCGCGAACAAGUGCAAGAGCAGGCGCAUCACAACAAACCGGAGCACCUCCUGGUGGAUGGGAAGAAGAUGCAGAAAAAGAACAAGAAUCAAGUUUCAACUUUUUCAAAUCUUUCUUUAAUCAUGCUGCAGGAGCACCGAGUGGAUCGACAAGCGCAGGUGAAAGUGAAGUUCCAAACGAUCAUACAACUUCUGCCGGUCAACCACAGGCAAAUUACGUGUUUGGAGAUGUGUUCGAAGAGCUAUUACGACCAGAAGUGCAUCGUGUGGCACCUAUAUGGAAGUGGGUUGGGAGCGCAAGCGGUGCAGGUCUGGGUUUUAUUUUGGCAAACGUCCCUGGAGCUGUUGGUGGUGCGUUACUUGGAAAUCGGUUGGGAGCUAUUCGUGAUGCUAAAGGCAAGAGUGUAGUAGAGGUAUUCGGGGGCUUGGGAGCAAAUCAAAGAGCAGAAGUAUUGAAAGCUCUGGCCGUCAAAGUGUUGGGCUCUCUGGGAUGAGAAGCUGAACUAUAUAUUACGAUCACCGACUUCAUUACACCGAUAUCCAGCACAUACCCCGUCGAGUUUUAUUUUUGGCUACUUGAUUGAUUUCGCAGCGUCCACUCCAGAUGACACAUCCAAUUUCAUGCAUGUACAGGCUAUAUAUAUUUCAUCAAUGAUAUUCUUUAUGACAAUUGCGUAU